AUUAAAUUAAAAAUAAAAUUUUAAAAAGCGCACGGUUUGAAUUUUCCCGCGGGAAUUUAAAUCCGCGUUUCGUGCGUUCAUGGAUUGAAGGAAUACGUUUCGUUUCCGUUCCAAAAAACAUAUGAGUAAGUCACGUGACUAAAAACGAUAAAUUUAGACUUAGACAUAUUAUUCUAAUGCGCAUGGUGUGUUGACCAUAAGCACGUGGAUUUAUAAAAAUUUGAAGUAUUUAUCUCAAGUGUAAAGUUAUAAAAUAAAAUGGAAGAAGAAAAAGAAACUUGUUUUACUACAGACCCGAAUUUUUGUGCUGAUUGUGGUUCUAUUUUACCCCUUCUUGGUGAUAGAGGUGGAGUUACUUGUUAUACUUGUAAACGAGAAUGGGGUUCUGAUGUUUUUGGAGAUAUGAAAAUGUCAUAUACUAUCAAUUUUAAUGAUGAAUCUGCAUACGCAAAGCCAGAAGAUGAUAAAAAAAAAUCCGAGGGUCCAGUUAUUGACAGAAAAUGCUCGCAAUGCGGGAAUGAUAAAAUGUCAUACGCGACUCUGCAAUUGAGGUCCGCCGACGAAGGGCAAACUGUCUUCUUUACCUGCACUAAAUGCAAAUUCAAAGAAACGGAAAAUUCAUAAGAUGUUUUAUCAACUUUGUUACUUAAUAUUAAUAUAUAUGUUUUUUAUUCAAAAAAAUUAGCUGCACAGACUAAUAAACAUUAACUAUGUAAAGAUAAUUAAUUUAAAUUACUCAUUACCAUGAUUAUUAAAGUUAAGUAGGUAUAAUUUAUUCAAAUAUAUAUAUUUCAC
Molecule: messenger RNA, 795 nt
Organism: Microplitis demolitor
Lineage: Eukaryota; Metazoa; Arthropoda; Insecta; Hymenoptera; Braconidae
Gene: RpI12
Product: DNA-directed RNA polymerase I subunit RPA12
Exons: 3
Coding region: 259-624 (121 amino acids)
Biological process (GO): DNA-templated transcription; termination of RNA polymerase I transcription
Cellular component (GO): RNA polymerase I complex
Molecular function (GO): zinc ion binding; DNA-directed RNA polymerase activity; nucleic acid binding
Source: RefSeq, a predicted model, not a curated record